Molecule: messenger RNA, 2112 nt
Organism: Aspergillus thermomutatus
Lineage: Eukaryota; Fungi; Ascomycota; Eurotiomycetes; Eurotiales; Aspergillaceae
Product: ferric reductase family protein
Exons: 2
Coding region: 1-2112 (703 amino acids)
Biological process (GO): copper ion import; intracellular iron ion homeostasis; iron ion transport
Cellular component (GO): plasma membrane
Molecular function (GO): ferric-chelate reductase activity
Source: RefSeq, a predicted model, not a curated record
AUGGAUGGCAUGGGCCAUAUGUCCAUGGGCAAUAUGUCCAUGGGCGACGGGGUGCCAGGCCUGUUCUACCUUCAGCGAAUGUACUGGGCUGUUGUCGGUAGUGCUAUUGCUGUUGGAACCGUUGCCAACGUGCUUAAUCGUUUCUUAGCAUACCAAAGAUUACGCGAUUCCACACUCACACCAUCCAAGCCGAAAUCGCUCUUUUUCAGCUUUUAUGCCACAUUAACAGCUGUGGUUCGUGAAGCGAGCUAUGCGACCUUGCCUCCGAUAACAGUUCGCGGGCGAUCGUUUCACUUUGCUCCUCUGGGACCGGUGGCCAUCAUCCUGGCCCACCUCGUAGUGGUCCUCGUUUUCUGCUUCUACAAAUUGGAUACGACGGAUAAAUGGAAAUGGGAAGACGUCGGCUACCGAACCGGCUUUGUCGCUAUCGCCCAGCUGCCUUUGAUCUUUCUGCUGGCGGGAAGACAAAACAUCAUUGGGUUAUUUGUGGGGUUGAGCUAUGAGCGCCUGAACUGGUUCCACCGUUGGAUUUCUAGGACUCUGUGGUUGACAGCGACAAUUCACAUGGGCUUUUGGUUCCGAAACUGGGCCCGAUAUGACUAUAUCACCUAUCAGCUGCGGCAUGACGUGCUGACACAACGAGGAUUUGCUGCAUGGUGCAUUCUGACAUUCAUCGUCAUCUCAUCAGCGGCGCCAAUUCGAAGACUGAGCUACGAAUUGUUCGUCUUGCAGCAUCUGGUAACGUUCGUUGGGUUCAUUGCUGCAGUCUGGCUUCAUGCGCCGGCAGAGGUCAAGGCUUGGGUGUGGAUUUCCAUAGGAUUUCUGGUGUUUGAUCGGGUAGCUCGGUAUGCGUGGGCAACUUAUGCCAACCUGUCGAUCUUCCAUGCGUCGAAACCAAAUCAGCAUUCUCUCUGGGCCAACCUCGCAACUCUCACUCCAUUACCAGGCAACGUCACUCGAAUUACAAUCGAGAAUCCUGGUGUUCGGUGGAAGCCCGGACAGCAUGUGUUUCUCACUUGCCACUCCAUCGUGCCUCUCCAGAGUCACCCGUUCACCAUCGCUUCGAUCCCAGACGACGGCAAGAUGGAAUUCUUAGUGCGCGCCCAAAAGGGCAGUACAAGGCGGUUCUUCCAUUACGCCUCGAAGCACCAUCAUGUCCUUGGGUCCGGAGAGCCUUCACCUGCGCAGCGACCUCGUACAAUGUUAAUCGAUGGUCCAUACGGCACAAUCCGACCCUUGAGGCAAUUUGACAGCGUCGUUCUCCUUGCAGGCGGCACGGGGGCCAAUUUCACCAUUCCACUAUUGCGAGACAUCGUUGCAGGGUGGAAAACAGAAUGUCUAGGAAGUUUCACGCGUCGCCUUGCCGCAACCAAGCGAAUUCGAUUCGUGUGGGUGAUCAAGUCCCGCGCUCAACUCAGCUGGUUCGAGACUCAGAUCCAGUCUGUAUUAUCUGACGUCGACGAAUGCCGACGGGCCCAGCCCGACAUGGUCAGAGAACUGGAAGUGAGCAUCUACAUCACUUGCGACGAGAAGCUGGAGCAGCAGCCACCGAGAACCGCCUGUCUACAGCCACCAUCUUCGCCAACCGAGACCCCCAAGGCUAUCGAACCCCGCAACGAGAAAUUCUCCGAAAAGGACAACACCUCCAUCCACUCCUUCUCCGCGUCAAGCUCAAGCGGACAAGAUCCCGCGACCACAAGCGGCUGCCUACCCGGCGGAGGCUGCUGCUGCACAGCUGCGGUAGAAGACGAAGACAAAAUCAACGAACACAGAUGUACCUGUUCCGGACACGCUCCGGCAUCGCAACCCUCGGAGCCAACCUCAACGGCUCCGACCGACGCCGACGAAAAACUUCAACCCGAAGCAUCAGCGCCAUCAGAACCCACCCAACCCCACCAUCUCAACCUCCUAUCCGGCCGACCGCAGCCACGCACCAUCAUCCGCAAGGUCCUCGAGAAGGCAGAAGGCGAGAGCGCCGUCGUCGCAUGCGGACCGGAGGGGCUAUCAGACGACGUCCGACGCAGCGUAGUGUAUCUCAGCGACGAACGGGCGGUCCAUAAGGGGACCGGCGCGCAGGGCAUCUACCUACACGUCGAAACAUUCGGCUGGUGA